GGCAGGAAGGGGAGCGGCCGCCAUCUUGUUUGUUUGAGUGUCUCGCGGAAGGGGGGGUGAGGGGGAGACGCGAGGAAAGGGGCAGCGGCGGCGGCGGCGGGUGGCCACCCUCACCCCAGCGCUCAUCCGUGGGGCCCGCUGCCCUCGGCGGCCGCGCAGGAAUCGAGGUUGUGGCAUAGACAGUUGGCACAAUGUUCUACGCUCACUUUGUUCUGAGCAAGCGAGGGCCGCUAGCCAAAAUUUGGCUGGCGGCCCAUUGGGAUAAGAAGCUAACCAAAGCCCAUGUGUUUGAAUGCAAUUUGGAGAGCAGUGUGGAAAGCAUCAUCUCACCUAAGGUGAAGAUGGCUCUUCGGACUUCAGGACAUCUUUUGCUGGGAGUUGUUAGAAUUUAUCACAGGAAAGCUAAAUAUCUCCUUGCAGAUUGUAAUGAAGCAUUCAUUAAGAUCAAGAUGGCUUUCCGUCCAGGUGUGGUUGAUUUGCCGGAGGAAAAUAGAGAAGCUGCGUACAAUGCUAUCACCUUACCUGAAGAAUUCCAUGAUUUUGACCAACCCUUGCCAGAUUUAGAUGAUAUUGAUGUGGCUCAGCAAUUCAGUUUAAAUCAAAGCAGAGUGGAAGAAAUUACAAUGAGAGAAGAAGUGGGAAACAUCAGUAUCCUUCAGGAUAAUGACUUCGGUGAUUUUGGAAUGGAUGAUCGUGAAAUGAUGAGAGAAGAUAGUGCAUUUGCGGAUGACAUGUUGGAUAGUACUAGUGCUUCCAACCUUCUGCUGGAGCCUGAACAGAGCACCAGUCACCUUAAUGAGAAAUCUAAUCACAUCGAAUAUGAAGAUCAGUACAAAGAUGACAAUUUUGGAGAGGGAAAUGAUGGUGGCAUCCUGGAUGACAAACUUCUCAGCAACAAUGAAGGAGGCAUAUUUGAUGACCCACCUGCUCUUUCAGAAAGUGGAGUGAUGAUGCCUGAGCAACCUCCGCAUGAUGAUAUAGAUGAUGAUGAUAAUGUCUCAAUGGGUGGACCUGAUAGUCCAGACUCAGUUGAUCCGGUUGAACCAUUGCCAACUAUGACUGAUCAGACAACACUGGUUCCAAAUGAAGAAGAAGCUUUUGCUUUAGAGCCAAUUGAUAUAACUGUUAAAGAAACAAAGGCAAAAAGGAAGAGAAAGCUGAUUGUGGAUAGCGUAAAAGAACUGGACAGCAAAACUAUAAGAGCCCAACUCAGUGACUACUCUGAUAUUGUCACUACACUGGAUUUGGCACCUCCUACUAAGAAGUUAAUGAUGUGGAAAGAGACUGGGGGUGUUGAAAAACUUUUCUCUCUUCCUGCUCAGCCUCUGUGGAAUAACAGACUGUUGAAGCUUUUCACUCGCUGUCUUACACCUCUUGUACCAGAAGAUCUUAGAAAGAGGAGGAAAGGUGGGGAAGCUGAUAACUUGGAUGAGUUCCUGAAAGACUUUGAGAAUCCAGAAGUGCCCAGAGAAGAACCGCAGCGCAGUGUUAUUGAUGAACCCAUCUUGGAAGAGCCAAGUCGUCUUCAGGAGUCCAUCGUGGAAGGCAGCAGGACCAACUUGGAUGAAUCGGUCAUGCCACCACCCCCGCCUCAGACAGGAGUAAAGCGAAAGGUUGCACAAGUGGAACCAGAGCCUGUGCUACCCUCUCAACCAUUGCAACCGAUAGAAAUGCCCCCAGUGGAACUGCCUCCAGAAGAGCCUCAAAACAUCUGCCAGCUAAUUCCAGAGCUAGAGCUCUUGCCUGAAAAGGAAAAAGAAAAGGAAAAGGAAAAGGAGGAAGAGGAGGAGGAAGAGGAGGAAGAUGGUACAGGUGGUGACCAGGAUCAAGAGGAAAGACGAUGGAACAAAAGAACUCAACAAAUGCUUCAUGGUCUUCAGAGAGCUCUUGCCAAGACUGGAGCAGAAUCCAUCAGUUUGCUUGAGCUGUGUAGGAAUACAAACCGCAAACAAGCAGCAGCAAAAUUCUACAGUUUCUUGGUACUAAAAAAGCAGCAAGCUAUUGAGCUGACGCAGGAAGAACCUUAUAGUGACAUCAUUGCUACUCCUGGUCCCAGAUUCCAUAUUAUUUGAAUGUUUGUUUGGCUUGCUGUAUAGUUAGCAUCAUUAGUACUUACACAUUGCCCAAUGUGUAGGGCCUACAAACGAAGAAAACUAGAGUCCAUUGUCCUGUACAGUCAUUGACUUUUGUGUUUUGUGUUUUUUUCUAUUACAUUUUACCACUUUUGCAUUUCUAGUAACUUCUGCACUGGGUGACUUGAGUUCCAGUUGCAGAGAUGAGAGAAACUGACUCAAGGACCUAAUAAAGAGUGUUCCUAAAACAAAUCAAAACAGAUGUGUGCAAUAUUGGUGCAUGUAACUAUGACUAAUACAUUGUUUUACAAUUAUCUGCUUAGGAAGCUAGAAUGCUAAUCCAGAAGACCCAAAAUGGCCAACCCUAUUGUCUCAUUACAGGUUUUUGCCAAACAUGCUUAAAAUGUGCUCUCUUUUCCUCAUGGUAGUGAAUUCUUCCUGCCCCACAUUUCUGUCAGUGUUUUAUCAUCUUCCUACUUCUGAUGGUGUUCUUGGAGCUGCCAAUAUGAAUGUUAGUGCCUGGCAGGAGUAUUUGCUGUGCCAUGGUAUCUUUAGAAUAGAGUUUAAGCAGCUCUGGGGCUAAAUGUAAAUGGGUGUCCUUGAAAAAUAUUAUUUAAGUGCAAGAGACAAUACAUUUCUGGCAUUGGAUUUUACAUUCCUUCUCAGUGUGGUCCAUUUCUGAUAGCUAGCUGCAAGGAUGGGGUAGUUCUGCUAUAAAGCACCAACUGCAAUAAAGGGUGUUUUUUUUACUUCUUGAUUUUAAAAUUACUGAGAAUUUUAAAGGCUUUUGAGAAAUGCCAUAAUUCUGAAUUACAGGCAAUUUUAUUUAGGUAUGCUGGUAGCUAGAAGGGUCUCAGUUUGAGCAUGCUACUUUUUCCCCCUUUUCCUUUUUUGUUUUCUUUCUUUUUACAAAUGUGGCACACCACUGACCCUGAGACGACAGCAAGCUACAUGUGUAUAUUUUAGAGGCAGGAGAAACUUGCAUUUAUUGAACAUAAUCUUGUUGUGUAAUAAGUAUUAAUAGAUCUCCAGUGACCUUUACAGUUUUUGUAACAGUGUAUUUCACAAUAAUGCACACUCCUGGAAUACCGAGCGGAUUUACAAAUAACUUCUGAUUUGAUUUUACUACUUAUUAUCAGGACCAGGCCAUACCAGAAAUCAUGUGACUAUGUUGAUGGCGACAUCAACAUUUUUUUUAAGGUGGGGCAAAAUUACUAAAGUUUCUGACUUUAAAUGUUGGCACUUUUGUGAAGUGAUUCUCUUCUGGAACUAAGAUUUCAGUGUAUACCCAAGUGUAAAAUUAUGUGAAUGUUUAAAAAUUUGCAACAUGUUUUCAUAAUCCUUGAGAAAGCUAACUAUAUAAAAUAGUUACUGCAGCUUUAUUUUUGACAUGAUGUGCCUGUACAACCAUGAUUUCCCCCCUUUGUACAAAGAGACAUUGUAGAUAACUUGAAUGUUUAAUUAUAGAGGUCAUUAGUUUCUUGUUAAACUUUGUUAGUCUGUUUUUGUUGCUUUUCAAGGUUAAUAUUCUUGAAAAUAGUUGCUGUUAUGUAUAACUUUUCUAAUAAAAGUUGUGUUAUAAGCUA
This is a messenger RNA of Lacerta agilis (Sand lizard), 3658 nucleotides long. RefSeq names its product RAD21 cohesin complex component (gene RAD21). Gene Ontology annotation, molecular function: chromatin binding; protein binding. NCBI's taxonomy places the organism in Eukaryota, Metazoa, Chordata, Lepidosauria, Squamata, Lacertidae. The coding region runs from base 192 to 2072 and encodes 626 amino acids. The record is from RefSeq and is a predicted model, not a curated record. The transcript is spliced from 14 exons. Gene Ontology annotation, biological process: mitotic sister chromatid cohesion; replication-born double-strand break repair via sister chromatid exchange; synaptonemal complex assembly. Gene Ontology annotation, cellular component: cohesin complex; synaptonemal complex.